AUGCCAGUCCCAAAUAUCAGCCAGGUAGUGCCCGGCGCAGCAGUCUCCAUCGUCCUCAAAGCAGACCAACCUACCGGCCGUCAAGUCCAAGGUGUUGUCCAAAACGUAUUGACAUCUGGAAACCACCCUCGAGGCAUCAAAGUGCGGCUCAGUGAUGGUAGAGUCGGUCGCGUACAGAGAAUGCACACUGGCGAUAUACCGCCCCAAGAAACCAUCGCAGCACCUAGCUCUGCGUCAAGAAAUACAAGACCACCUAGGNAGAGAGAUAACCGACGUUCGAAAUUCCAGUCGAGAGAUGUUAGACUGGAUGAAGAUGGCGAAGCGCCAGCUGAAGAAAUUGAUCUGUUUGCGUACAUGAAGCCGGCAAAGCAGAAGAAAAAGGGAGGCGCGAAAGCUCAGGCGUCGGUGGAAGAAGAUGAGCCGACCGUGGAAGCUGCGACUACUGCUACUUGCCCUGUUUGUGGAAACUUCGAAGGAGACGAAACGGCAGUCGCGCAUCAUGUCGAGUCGCACUUUGCUUGA
This is a messenger RNA of Aureobasidium vineae, 522 nucleotides long. NCBI's taxonomy places the organism in Eukaryota, Fungi, Ascomycota, Dothideomycetes, Dothideales, Saccotheciaceae. The record is from the annotation of a GenBank genome assembly.